Messenger RNA from Podarcis lilfordi (Lilford's wall lizard), 24410 nucleotides. The record is from the annotation of a GenBank genome assembly. NCBI's taxonomy places the organism in Eukaryota, Metazoa, Chordata, Lepidosauria, Squamata, Lacertidae.
AGGUUUGGUUGCGGUGGCAGAUGGGCUUGGUCGGUGACUGAGUAGCGGUGCUGCAGGAUUUGGACGGAGCGGCGGUUGCCCGGCGCGAGCCCUCCUCCUCCUCCUCCCCCCCGCGCGGCCCCGGGGGUGAAAAUGGUGCCCUAGCAGCGCUGGGACCAUGUCGGAAGCGGCCCGGAGCCUCCUGCAGCGCUGGGGCGCCAGUUUCAGGAAAGGCACCGACUUCGACUCCUGGGGGCAGCUCGUGGAGGCGAUAGACGAGUAUCAGAUGUGAGUGCGGGGUGGGCGGCGGCGGCGGCGCCUGGGGCUGCUGAGGCGAGGCGGCUCCGAAGGGCUGGGCAGCCCGGCGGCGGCGGGUGAGAGGCGGCGGGCGGCACUGGGUGGGGCAAAGAAGUUGAGGCUGGGGCGAAGGCACUUGGAGGGCUGCGGGCGCCUGGGUGGGUCUGGCGCUUCUGGGCGGAGGCCGAGGGUGGUGACCCGAAGGGCACAAGCAUCGAAAAAGCUCUGGGUGGGGCUGAGGAGCUGAGAGGCUCCGGUUCCUCAGGAGACGAGGGCGGUGGAGGCGGGGGGGGGGGUCUGAAGGCUGCGAGAGGUUCUGCGUGCUUGGAGCCCACUUCAGGAGGAUUGAUGUGGGGUUUUUUGGGGGGGGUAGGGCCACGAAGGUCCCGGGGGGGUUGCCUGAGGGUGCAGAUGAGGCCGUCUGCAGUUGAGGCGUUGGGGAGCCGUGGGAAGGGCUGCUGAACUAGAUCACUCCUAUCUCUAUUUCUAAAUAUUUGCCUCCAACAUUGAGCUUUGAAGCCUUAAGGAAGGAUGGGGAGAUAUCUCCGCCUCAGUGUCCUCGCCCUGGGUCUCUCUCUCUCUCUCUCUCUCUGUGUGUGUGUGCGUGUGUUCUGCGCUGAAACCUAAAGUUAACAUUAGAAAUAAGACUAAAUGAUUUUGUUAACGUUGUCUUGCUUUCCCAGGCACAUCUAUGUGUUUGCCAGUUGUGUGGUGUCUGGGGAAAGUUUUGCCUUUGGGAGCCACCUGUUGUUGUCCACAUUGUUAAUCUGGAUGCUGCGACUAUCUCUCAGCCCUCGCUGGAGCUGCCAGAUGUGCUGUGGCACAGGGUUUCUUGCAACUCUAGAAACCAUCUGUGGAAGAAGGGUUUCUGCAGGUGCAGGUGCUUUGGAUGCCGUGCCGUGGAGAUCUGUGCUUGCCAGUUAGAUACCUACCCUCCAUAAAAAUUGGAUAGACCCACCUUUUCUUUCCUGCCAAGCUUUCAUGUUUUGCCGAUCGGCACCCAGCUGGCACUUGGGGACUGCUGCAUAAUAUUAAUAGCUUGCUGGGAAGCAAUUAUGACUGCUGUUCUUGACUUGAAUCAAAUCUGCAAAAAGCCAGAAGACAGGCUGAGAUCCAAGAGAGCUGUUUAAGCCUUAAACUCGUGCAAGGGGCUUUCGGUUAAAUUUGUUCCUAUUCAAACAGCUGACAUCCUCCCUGCCAUACCACAAACAGCUUUUAAAGCGCCUUCGUGACUUCCAGUCAGUAUGGCAUGGGGAGGGCUCCAGUUCAAGAAAAAGAAGUCUUAAAAACCCAUUGACCUCACAGAAUGAGAUUAAUAAUUCUUUGGUGUCUUGUCUUAGAACAUGUGCCCUUCAUCUUUCAAAUAGUUAUUCACUGUGCGUUACAAGUUACUUCAGAAUCUUUUUCUGUCCCUCCCACAACAUAGGAGUAUCCCUUUUUGAGUGCCAUGUAGGUGUGAAGUGUAGAAUCAGUUAUAUGCCCUCUAUUGACAUACGCUGAAGCUUGUUCUAGGCCUCCCCUUGUUAGUAUAUGCCAUGCCACCACAUCAUUGUUAAUCAGAGUACAGUGAACCCAGUUAUUAUUAUUUAUUAAAUUUCUAUACCACCUUUCAUCUGAGAAUAACAGGUCAGUUUACAAUAUUAAAAAACCCACACAACAUAGCAAAAAACAAAACAAUAGCACCCCCUACACAUAGUUUAAAAAGCCAUAAAAGGUAAAGGUACCCCUGACAGUUAAGUCCAGUCACGAACGACUCUGGGGCUGCGGCGCUCAUCUCCCUUUACAGGCCAUAAAUUGUUUAAUUAGCCAAAGGCCUGGGAGAAGAGGAAUGUGUUCGCUUGACACCUAAAGAUAUGUAAUAAAGGCAUCAAGUGAGCCUCCCUAGAGGGAGCGUUCUAGAAACAGAACCACCUUAGACAAGGCCCAUUCUUGUGUUGCCACUCUCUGAACCACUCAUGGAGGGGGUGCAUGGACAGGGUAUAAACUACUACUACUAAUAAUAAUAGUAAUAAUAAUAAUAAUAAUAAUAAUAAUUUAGAACAAAUUGACCCUCAGAACAUUCCCUUCUGGGCCUUCAGGCUGAACACAGUUCCCCACUGCUGCUCUGAGGAGCUCAAGGUGGCAUUCAUGGGUCUCAGUUUCCCCAUUUUGUACCCACAACCCUGAGAGCUUGGUUAGGCUAAGAGAGAGUGAUUGGCCAGAUGAGGGAAAUAGUCUCUCCAUAGUUCUGGAAAUUUAUGGGGUCCCUAGUUAACAGUCCUUUGUGGCACUUUAAAAAAAGUCUUACCAAUUCAUACUGCAAUUCUGUUCAUAUCAGGAAGCAAUCCCUAUGGAAUUCAGUGGGGCUUAUUUCUGAGUAAUGUACGUUUAUUGUGGCAUGAACCCACAGUAGACAUUGUCACAGCAGGCAUAUCUUUUGAACCAAGGUUUGCACUGGUCUUUUUGAACCUGAGAUUCUUCGCCAACCAGCUUUUACUGAGGUGCCUCAAGUUGUUACUGUUUUUAUUCUAGAGUUGUGCUUUUAAGUUGUAGCUGCUUGUAACGUAUGAAAGUGUGGUAUAUAAAUAAUUAAGUAAUUUAAAAGUUAAGACAUUUAGUUAGGUACUAAGUAUCGUGAUCUCGUCCAUGGGGUCAUGAAGAGUCGGAAACGACUAAACAACAACAACAACAACAACAAAGUAUUUGUACAACUAAACUAAGAGAACCAGAAUAGUUGGAGGCCAUGCAACUUUUCUUCUAGGAGAGAAGCAACUGUGACCGCUUCUGAACCUAAAGUAUGACACUUUUCAGUUUAGUUAGGCACUAAGUAGUUAGUUGUACAAAGGCAAUACUGUACUUAAAUGUCCACUAUAUCCUUGCAAGGGAGGAGGAUAGAGAGAAAACCAGUGCAACUUGGCUAUGUCCCCAUGGCCUUAUUGGCCACCCCACUGUGACUUCCUUGCUGUCCCACUGGUUUCAGCUACCUUUGGCUGCCACUGAUUUGCAAUUGGUGUUACUGAUUUAUGAGUAUGUAUCACUUUUUAUGUAUCAUGCAGGUUGUCAAGUAAGAAAACACUUAAAUACCUGCUGUUGACAUUUGCUGGAGCUGUUCUAGGUCUCCACUGGAAUUGCCUGUAAAAUGUUAAUACAGAGGACAAUUCACUCAAGGAGAUGCCAAGUACAGUACUGCAUCAGAUGGUCUGUGCAAAUAAAGGUUCAUUUCUAUGUUUGCGAUGGAACUUAAUAUAGAUUUUACAUGGAAAAUGCUGUAGGGUUUCACGGUAGGCUUGUGGAACUCCAAUAAUUUUUUCUUGUUAAAUUGAUUUGGUUUGUGCAGUAUGCAUUAGUUUCAGACUUUCCUGGAAAACCAUGCAAAUUGUUCUGCGAUAGGAAUUUAGCCAUUCUGUCUUGCCUCUUAAAAAUUUCACAGGUUUUUGAAGGAGGAGAUAAACCAGGUGGCAGAAGUGAUGAACCUCAUCACUAAUGUCUCAUCAGAAAGCAGUAGUAACAGUGUGACACUCUUUUCCCCUGGCAGCUGCUUAAGUGGUGGAGCAUAACAUCCCUUUUCAUUGAACUGUAUUUCAGGGCUGUCUACUGCAACACUUUCACUUGAUAUGAGUGUGCAAACCUGCCCUAAGAGAUGUAAUGGUGAAAUCUAGAAAUGGCAAAUGUGGUCCUGUAUUUCUAGGACAAAAAUAGGGCAGAGUAAUCCUGUGGGCGGAUUUGGAUUUGCAUCCAAAUCUCAUGCAUUCAGAGUUGCAGUUUUGCCAGUUUGACUCAUGGUGUGCCUUUGGAUAACUUGCCAGCUCCCAACUUAGCUUCCCAUCUUUAAAAUAUUGAAAAUGGUGCCUCAAUAACUGUUAGAUUCUUUGACAGAUUUGAGCAACCUUUUGCGUACCAAGGGCUUCAUUCUGUGAUGAUGGUAGAUGGGGCUGGAGCAAAAAGUAGAUGGGACCAUUCUUCCAUUCUCCUUUUUCAUACUGCCAAGGACUUGCUCAGCUGAGCAGGCCACAGCACUCUUGCUAGAAAUGUGAACUUGCAGGGACCUUUUGAAAUUAGACUGAGGGCCACAGAUUGCCUAUCCCUGUUCUGCAGCAAUAUGGAGGCCUGGGAAUAUUGUGGGGCAAAACCUUUUUCCUGUUUUCAGCCCUACAUGGGGAAAUUGAAAAUUUUAGGUAAGUGGGGAAAACAUUAAGUACUUAUCUCUUUUAGAAUAUUGGAUGGGAUGCUUUUAAAGGCACUGUUUUAAAAUAUUGGUGUUCGGUGAACUUCGUUCCCUUAAAAUGGUUUCUAAGAGCAAUCAACUUUGCUAGAUUUUAUAUUAUUUUUACAUUUACAUUCUGCUCUUCAUCAUAAAAAGUUCUCAGGGUGAGUCACAAAACAUACAAACACAUAAUAUCAAAGGUGAAAAUAAGACACGCUUAAAACCCACUUUGAGAAUUGUUCCUUUGCUAUCCCUCCUAAAAUGUCAGGUUUCACCUCUUCAUAUUAUAUAUUUUUUGUAGCUUUAUAGAUGGGUAGGGACAGUCUUUGCUGUUCUGGCUUAACUUCAUUUAGGUUUAAGAUGAGCAAAUUCAAUCUUUGAAAUGAAAUCACAAAUCUCAUACUUCAGAAAGGCAAAAGAGGGUGUGCUGGACAGAAAUCAUUGUAUGCUUGUAUAGAAAUCUUGCAAAAUUGACAGUUUAUAGUACAUGUACAGAAUUAGAAAGUUAAUAUAUAUCGUUCAGACUGUUCCACUUAGAUUUGUGGAGUUGUUUGGCAACAUAAACUGUGUGCAGCUUUCUUUGUAUCUUUCCAGGUAGGUAAGUAUGAGUUUCCAUUUGCAAGUUUAGAGCAUUUCACUGUUUUUCUUGCUGUUAAAUUGAUAGCCCUUGUCACUUUACAGGGUUGUAUAACCCUGCAAAGGGAUUUAUUGUCUCUUUCAAAUGUAUGCUGUAUGCUAUGCAUUUAAUUUAUAUAAAGAAAGUAGUACUACUUUAAUAAAGUCAUAUUUUUCCAUGUACCUAAGAUCAGGCUUCCUCAACCUAUGUUUUUGGCCUAUAACUCCCAUGAUCCCUAGCUAGCAGGACCAGUGGUCAGGGAUGAUGGGAAUUGUAGUCUCAAAACAUCUGGAGGGCCGAGGUUGAGGAAGCCUGCCUAAGAUUUUCAAACACCUUUUUGCCUUCUCAACUACAUACCUCCAAAAUCUCUAGCAUUUCCCCACCUUGCUUUUUUUUGGUCUCCCAUCUCUUAUUCCAUUAUACAAGAGGUUUAGAAGCUUGUCACUCAGCAGGAACCUGAACCUAUAGCUCCUGGCAACUCAGGCCAUGAGGAAAAGUGGGCUGAACUCUUGGUCCAUCUACUUCAAGCACCUGAGAAAAGAGGUGCUUCCACUGCACCAUUUACAUCUCUUGGCUUUGUGCAUUGCUGGAAGCAGCAUAUAGGUAACAUAAAUACCAAAUGGUCUGAUGGUUGAUCUGGAAAAACCCUACUAGCUGAAAUUAUGUGUUACAAGCCAUGUGCUGUGUAGGCUUACAUUUCCCCCAUAAUUUGAAGGAUUUCUCAUGGAGCGGUAUGCAGUUGUGAGGAGAGAGGCAAGCCUUUUCUGAUCUUUUUUUCACACCACCUUUUUGGUUGGCCUGCAUAAUGGGUAUAAAAGCUUUUGUUUGUUGUUGUUUUUAAAAGUGGAAAAUUGAUGCCCUGUUUCCAUUUACUGCAGGGCUAGGGGAACUUUUUCAGUCUGAGGUCCACAUCCCCUUUCAGGUGACAUGGAGGCCACAUGCCAGUGAUGAGCAGGCCAGAGGGAAGAGUGGGCAGAGCAGUAAUUGUAAAUUUUACCUUAAUGCACCAGCCUAGUUUCUAUACACACACAUACCCAAUUCUAUAUCCUCCAUCCAGGCAAGCAAGAAUCUUCAUCAGAGUUCAAGGGCACAUUCCAGCCGGGCAAAGGCACUCAAGGAGGGUGGGGAAGCAAGGCUGUUAGGGUGUGUGGCUUUGGGGACAGGGUAUGUAACUGGAGAGAGUCAGAUUGAGAGGCCCAGAGGGCUACAUUUGACCCCUGGGCCUGAGUAUCCCUACCCUUAACUUAGUGUGUUGAAUAAAUCUGCGGGUGACCAGUCAAAACAACCUGUUUUCUGCAUUUUCUUGGGCUUCUUUGCUGGGGGAUUUGGGGCAUGCCACAUACUUUGCUGUUUGCCACUGACCUGCAUGGCCCAUUCCCUGAGGCAAGCAUUAGCUCUGUCUUUGUUGCCACACAGGCAGAGGUGCAAUCUUAUUUAUUUUAGACUUGGGAGAAUAUUGGUACAUACUUUCAGAAUCCCUGUAAGCUGUGGCAACCAUUUUCAAGCUUUCUGUCUUCAACUAGCCCUGUGCACAUUGGUUUGCCUGCUGGGGAGCUGCUAUGUGUUGCAAAGAUUUCUAGGGUACACAGUUCACAAAGCUGGUUAGCCAGAUAUAUAAUAAUUGCUUUUCUACCCUGGAACACAGCCAAUGAGGUCAUGUAAGGAAAGAUCAGUAAAAAUAAGAGGGGUUUCUGAUGGCUCCUGCUCCUAGGUAGAUUCCUGCUAAAUGAAUUUUGUCUCAUCUUGACCCUUUCUCAUUAAUAAUAAUGAACUUUUUCAGUGAAGUUCCACAUGUUACCGGCUUACUGAUUACGAAACAGAAUUGCCAACAGCCCGCUUCUGUACGAGUAUUUUUUGGAAGCAAGUAUAAAUUGUUUAGCUUUGAUUGAAAUAGUGGUAGAAAUGGAUCGUAUAAGUUCAGUGUCUAGAUUGGAAUGAAUUUAUUGCUCUCGAUCAUUAUUCCAAGGAAUCUCCAAUAACCUGAUGUUCAGCAGGCUCCAGCAAGACCUUUAGGCACACCUCCAACAGGUUGUUGCUGCCUGCUGCUCUACUACACUAGUACCUUAGCUGUUGUGAAGCUUUCCAGUUCCGGGUGCAGCUUUUGGGGCAUUGCCAACAAGGGUGGGUAGCUGCUGUUGGGAGGCAGAGAUUCGGAAGCACUAUUGGGCGUACUUUUGUUUAUAUCCUAGCCCUAAUUCCUGCCACUUGUGUGAACUUGGAUUAAGUUGCCUGGAGUCUGCAUUAUCUGUUAUAUGAAACAGCAUAACUUCAGUUCCCUGUAUGUUACGUAACUCCUUGGUUUGAUUGCAUCUGCUUAGAAAGUGCAUUGGAAGUUGUAUAUCUGCUUCAAACUCAACUUUCCUGCAAGUCAGAUUAUAGAUUUUAAAAAUGAUAGGAACAGGGAUCUCGUUUUGAGAGUGUUUUGGUGCCCUUGAUCACAUAAAUGCUUCCUCAAAUAUAAAGCAAUUUCUGUCAUUCUCUGAUAAGGACUUGACCUACAGAGAUGCUAAAUGGUAUGGAUAUACUAUGGCUUUUUAUAGAGAAUAGUAACAGGUGUUGUUAGGGGCUUGGUUGAGAUGUACAGUAGUAGUUUUACUAUUUCUUAUUUACUCAGAAUUUACAUCAUAGGUGGGAGUUGCGUUAAUGACAGUAAGAAUUUCCAUGUAGAAUGUAAUGAUGGAGGCAACAUAGACCAACAUAACUGUGUCUUCCAAGCAUAAACAUAAGAAACAUUGGGUGGCUAAUUAAUGUAUGUCUCAAUUAGUUCUAGGUGAAAAUGUUUGCGGAAGUGCAUGUUUUUAAAUCUUGGUUUGAUUGUCCUUAUUUUAAUUCUUGUAUACCUUCCUAACACUAUAUAAUAUACAUGCUGUUUCAUUACUGAGAACACUGUCUGCCUCCUAACAUAAAAAAUACAGGUUUCUGUUUAAACCUGUUUUUAAGAAUUUUAAGAGCACAGUUACCCUUUUUAUGACCCUAAAUUUCACUAUGUGUCUCCCCUCUUUCCAGAUUAGCAAGGCAUCUACAGAAAGAGGCCCAGUCUCAACCCAACAACUCAGAAUUCACAGAAGAUCAAAAGGUACAUGAUGGUGUAUGUUCAUUGGUGGUGGAAUAUUCUUUAAAAUAGUUUUUAACCCUUUCCUUGCAGUCUUUGGGUGGAGGUAAAGAGAAAAGAGGAAGUACUAUCUGGGCAGCCAUUUUAAAAUAUUGGGUUUUGUGUGGCAGUGAAUGUCUGAAAACUGCCUUGUCAUUAUCUGCCCUCUAAAGCUUUGGGCAUUCAGCUUUCAGGAGAAUAAAUUUUGUUCAAAGAAACUUAACAUAGAUUACCAUAGAUAGAAAGUACUCUCACUGCUAAGCAGGAGAUCCCUGCUUCACCGUGCACCAACAAGUUAGCCAGGCCAUUGAAAAUUCAUUCAUUUUAUUAUACAGGUGUCAUUUUGGCUUUAAACCAAAUCUUUCCAUUCACAAUUUGUUAAUGAGAAGGCCAACCUGGCUGCCUCCAUUGCAUCAUUCAGCAGAGCUUUUCUGUGUAGUACAGGGCGUUUUAUACUCUAGCCUGAUGGAGGUGGUAAAACUAAUGGUGUCUCACCGUGACUUGUUUGUGCAGCAUUUUGAGGAUAAAAUUACUUGCAUCUGCUGAACCUUGACUUCAUAGCAGGUGAAUCUCAAGAGGGAUCCAGAACACUGCUUUGUCUUGUUUUGUUGGAUGAACUUCAGUUGGUAUGGUUUGAGGGUGUGAACAAGGUGCUUGGAUUGGUGUGGGUCUGUACCUUUGGUCUUCAUUGCUGAUAAAAACUAAUAAAGAGGGGAAGGCUAGUUGGGCCAGAUGUGAUUGAUGCCUCUUUACUAGAAAGAACGGUCCCUGUCUGCUUAAAGGAUGUAGUGGUAAAACCACUCCUUAAGCCUUCCCUGGAUCCACAAAAUUUAAACAGCUGCCAGCCUGUUACUAAUGUCCCCUUCUUGUACAUAGUUCGUGAGCAAGUGGUUGCUAACCAAAUCCAGGCUCUCUUGGAUGAAACAGAUUUUCUAAAUCAAUACCAAUCAGGGUUUAUCAUAGCCUUGGGGCUAUGAUGUGUGAUAGAAGUGAAUGUGUAUGGGUAAAUUGUCCACUGAGAUCUGGAGCUUGAAUCACUUAAUAGGUAAAUGCUUCCAGACCUAAAUUAGGAAAAAAUGUAUGCUAAAAUAGUUUUGAUUGAGUCUCCAUAUUGCUUAACUGACUCUGCCUGGUCUUAAGUACAACAGACAAAAUUUUGCUCUUGAACAGAGCUCCUCUCUUCUUCCUACUGCAGUCCCCCCCGCAAAAAAAAAAAAAAAAAUGCUUCUCAGAACACCAUGAAAUAUGAGGACUUUAGCUGAAGGAAGGAUCAGCAGAUUGGCGGUCUCCCCUUGCAUUAAUGGAAAUGUCUUCUACUCUAGGGCUCUGUUGAAUCCCUGCCAUUGUGUAGUAGAGCCUUCAAAUGGAUCUUAAAUAAGAGUAUGCAUGGUGAGGAUUCAGAGAUUAAUUCCCUGCCUUUCAAGGCACAUUCUAGGAUAGCAUUGAAGUAUAAUUCACAAUAGGGAAGCCAAUGUGCACUCUGAAAAGUUUUGGUUAGAUCUAUGGUCCAUCUUAAUCAAAAGAGUGAUGGGUGGAUAAAGGCAGAACAAGCAGGUGUUAAUGCCAAGGACAUUUCUUCAUUUCUUCACAGCUAUAUGUUUAUAUCUGCUGUGACGAUUGUACAACUAUCAUUGCAAAAUGAUGAGAUUUAAUGGAUCUUGCUUUAAAUGUCAAGAUACAAUCUCUGAAAGAAUAACCAGCUUUGUUUUGGACUAUUUUUUUAAUGUAAAGAGAUUCUUCUUCCUAUCUAGAGUAGCAAAUUGCUACAUGGCAAUUAGAAGGGGGCGGGUCUUCCCUGGACACUGCCAUCUCAGUGCAUAAAUUUCUGAUAAUAAUAAUAAUAAAUUUUAUUUAUAUCCCGCCCUCCCCAGCCGAAGCCGGGCUCAGGGCGGCUGACAACAAUAAAACAGUACAAAUGUACAGCACAAACAACACUCUAAAAUCAUUCAUUAUAAAAUUAAUUAAUUCAAGCCACUGGCAACCAUUGGGCCAGAGCUCCGCGAAGAUUGCCGAGGGAGGGAGUCAGGCUGUGCCCUGGCCAAAGGCCUGGUGGAACAGCUCUGUCUUGCAGGCCCUGCGGAAAGAUGUCAAGUCCCGCAGGGCCCUGGUCUCUUGUGACAGAGUGUUCCACCAGAUCGGAGCCAUGGCCGAAAAAGCCCUGGCUCUAGUUGAGGCCAGCCUAACUUCUCUGUGGCCUGGGACCUUCAAGAUAUUUUUAUUUGAAGACCAUAAGUUUCUCUGUGGGGCAUACCAGGAGAGGCGGUCCCGUAAGUACGAGGGUCCUAGGCCGUAUAGGGCUUUAAAGGUUAAAACCAGCACCUUAAACCUGAUCCUGUACUCCACCGGGAGCCAGUGCAGCUGGUAUAGCACCGGGUGAAUGUGAUCUCGCAGCGAAGACCCCGUAAGGAGUCUCGCUGCAGCAUUCUGCACCCGCUGGAGUUUCUGGGUCAGUCUCAAGGGCAGCCCCACGUAGAGCGAGUUACAAUAAUCCAGUCUGGAGGUGACCGUCGCGUGGAUCACAGUGGCUAGGUCAGGGCGAGAGAGGUAAGGAGCCAACUGCUUAGCUUGGCGGAGAUGGAAAAAUGCCACCUUUGUUGUAGCUGCAAUCUGCGCCUCCAUGGAAAGGGAAGAUGUUCGGGGGGGGGGGAACAGGAGCAAAGAAAGCAUUCAGGCUCUGAUGUUCUAAGAAGGAAGGGUCAGGAAGCAAAUGAAUGAUGUGUUUCUUUAGGGAGAAGUGGAUAGGUGACUAAAUAGAAUGGAGUUGGGUUUGGAAUUAGACUGAGAACUUUUCAGCCACAUCUCUCUCUUUUAUAAAUAUGCAAGUGCCAAAAACAUUUGGAGAGAGAAACUGUGUUCAGUCAUUAAUACUAGAAUCCACAAAACCAAGAUGGGUGAGCUGAAGUGCAUGGUUUUGAAGGCAAGCAUAGAUAGAAUCGGCAUAACAGAAACCUGGUGUAAUGGAGAGAACCAGUGUGACAUGGUUAUCUCUAGGUACAAACUCUAUAGGAAGGACAGGUGCGGCCAUAAUGGACAUUGUGUCAUUCUAUGCAUCAUAGAGGACAUAAAGUCAAAUGAGAUAGAAAUUUCACUAGUUUAAUCCCUUUGUUGUUUAAUUCCUUCUUACUGGUCACACCUCUCUUCCCAUGGUGAGUUCUUGGCUCUUGUGAAAGGGGGGUUGUGUCUUGAUCUUUCUGUUACAUUUAGCAGUAUGAAGUCAUGAAAAUCCUGUUUCAUUGCAAACUAUCACUGUGUUGAAACAUACCGUACUUAUAGCUGAUUACUAGCAAAUAGACUUAAAGCUCUAACAAAGCAAAAUUCAAUUUGGAUGAAAAACAUGUGCAGUAGCACAAACAUUACUUGCACAGCAGAGCUAAUGGUUAACAUAUCCAAUAGUGCACUCUUAAGAUUCAGUUUUAACAUAAAUUGUGGACAAAGAUUCUCACUUGCAAGGACAUUACAACUUUAAUGCUUUUAAUGUGAUAAAUGUUUUCCCUGCUGAAAAAUGAAGCAUCUUGUUGGGGAAAGCAACACUUGGAAAAACAUUAGCUGUAUCUAGCUGUAGUGUUUUGGAUUUGGGGUUUUUUUUUUCUUUUAAAAAAAGUUAGUGUUGGGUGUGGUUCCUGAGAAAUAGCUAUGAAUAAUGCUUGCUGGUAUCUUGCCACCAUUCAAUAGAUCUCAGUUUCUUUCUUUAAAAAAUAACAAACCAGACCUAUUCCUUGUGGCUCUAAAUCUCUCCCAAGCAAAUCUGAGUGCAUUAUCAUUCUUCAACUCUCAAGUGCCUUCUAACACAUCUCAAAGCUUUCUGCUCCACAACAAAGUGCAGCUGGCAAGUUCAAGCAGCUGUAAUGCUCUAAUUUGGGGAGAAGAAAUAGGGCUGUAAGCCUAGCUGUUAAGCCAGGAAAGGAAAGCAGACUGAUACCUCACUUGCCUCUGGCUCAGUGCAGGGGGUGAGUGGGAAGGAAUGUGGGUGGAGGAAAAAGAAGAGAACAUCUUUAGCCCUCUUGUUUACAACACUGUAUUUGGGAAGAGUCUCAUAUUAGAAUUUAAUAUAUUCUGAUUUGCGUUCAUCUAUGAAGAUGUAGUCUCUUGUAGCUCAGUCUGGAAGUUGGUUGUCAUUCUGCUUUCAAACUACAUGUGUUGCACAGCUGAACUUGCAUAAUAAAAUGUAUAUCUUUGUGCAGGAGUGUGGCUGCAUAUGGGAAACAGCUCUUAGGAACACAGAACAAUAUUCUUGCCUGCUAUUUCUGCCUCUAUACUUAGAUAGGCACUUUGCCGUCUCUUCCAUCUUUUACACACACAACUGAAUUGCUGCUGCUUUAGUACAUGAGCUUGAAAAGAAAUAUUCUGUUAGUAAAAAAAAAAGUUAACUUUCUCCUCUCACUUACAGAAAACCUUAGCAAAGAUCGCAACAUGUUUGGAACUCAGGAGUGCAGCUUUGCAGGUACAGUUAAUUCAGUUUUCACCUUGUGACUUCCAGUUUCUUUGUGGGUCUCAAUGAAUGUUAAAUAAAAGACACUAUCUAUGGAAAGAUGGCUUGUUACAUAUAUUGUAUUCUAUUCCUGUUAGCCACUUAUUACAAGGAAUCAGAAGCAGAAGGAGAGAUAAAAUUAAGCAGUGGUUGAGAAUAGAAUCAUAGAAUUGUAGAGACUGUUUGAGGUCUUCUGGUCGAACCUCCUGCUCAAUUCAGAAUGGAGCUACAGCAUUCCUGACAAUCCUAUGCUUAAAUACCUCCAGCAGAGAUGCCAUCACUCCUAGGGCAGUCUGUUCCAUUGACAAACUGCUUUUUGUUAGCAAGUUUCUCCUAAUGCUUAGCUGAAGUCUUCUUUGCAAUUUGCAUUCUUUGUCUCUAGCCCUCUGGAACAUCAAAGCUCUUUAGAUAUUUGAAGAUUGCUAUCACGUAUUUCCUUAAUAUUAUCUUCUCCAGGCUCAACACACUCAGCUCUCUUUCUGUCAGUCUUCAUAAAACUUAGUUUCCAAACCCCUCACUGUUCUGACUACCCUCCUCUGGUCGGUCAAUGUUCUUCUUAAAACAACUUCUGAAUAUUGAAGGUGGUGGCUUUCUGCCUGUAUUUUCAAGCCUUCCAUGUUAAUAUCACCGAAGUGUUCCUAAAUAUCACCAAAGUGCUUAGGAGCACCUCACAAAGGUACUCUUGUCCCGUGAACAACAAAGUAAAGUAGACUGAUCACUUCACUAGCAGUGAUGUAUUUUGGAGUUGGUCUAGGAUGAGAAUGAUGUCUAGUUUUAUUUGUUGCUUUUCUUCACCUUUUAAAUUUUCUCCUAUAGAUAUUGUGCAAGAAAAAGUAACAUCAUCACUUGUAUAUAUUCUUCAGAGAAACUUUAGUUCCUUUCCUACUGACAUGUUAGAUCACAAUAGAAAGUAGCGCAAACUGAAACCUGUUUCAUAAUCAUUUUACUACAACAAGCACAGGAAUGAAGCCCUUUGGGAUUAAGCUGAAAUUCUCAAUGUGAAACUGCCCUAUACUGAACCAGACUAUGCAAUUGUCCAUAGUCUACUUUUCUUGACUGGUUGAAUUUCUCCAAGCAGAGGUCUCAACCCUGGUAUCUGAGAUCUUUUUAAAUAGAGACACCAGGGACUGAACUUUGGACCUUCUGCAUGCAAAGCAUAUGUAUGCUUUACUGCUGGAGCACAAAAAAUAGAACUGAGAAGCGUGAUACAUGGCAGUAUGUUUCCUUUGCCAUAAGAAAAGCAGCCAGGUUCUAGUCACUGAGAUUUCUGAAGACUUCCUCCCCGUAGUCAAGAGGAGCUGGAGGUGCUUGCCUUGGUGUCACACUGAGAGGUGAAGAAAUGCUGCUGGCCAACAGGCAGACUUCUAUCUCUGGUUAUCUUGCUCAGUUAAUCUCUCAUAGCUGUAAAAAGAAAAGUAGAGAUGAUAAGCCUGCUGCCUGUGGAUUUCUCUCCCUUCAGUUUGACAUCAGGACAAGCUCCUUCAGCUUUCCGAUUGGGGGAGCCUUUAGACCGUGGCUUAUAUUUUUCUCACAGUAAGUAUAAUGUUUCGCUGGGCUCUGACUUUAAACAAAUCAACCCAAAGUCUACAGUGUCAUUGCUUUCUUUUAAGUACAUACUACUAAAUUGCAUGCUGUUUCAACAUGCCAAUACUUCAGUCUUAAGCAAAUGUGUCGUUAUCUGCCUUCAACACCAGCAUAAUUACUUCUUGAUAUCUAUCUAUAUUGCCAACAGGUCUCCAUGCAAUAUAAUAUGUGAGCAUCACCAGGGUGUUUAAUUAAUUAAAUGCAGUGACUAGUAAGCUAGUAGUUGCUGCUGUUCUGUGUUCACUGCAGCCUUUAUUUCUUCCUGGUCUAUAACUUGCUUUGCCCUCCAGUCUUGAUCUCUGCUAUCUUCUCCUUGUAAAGUUACUUUGGCACAAGGCCCCACCUUAGUUCUGCCCGAUCAGACAUCUUAUCACUGGUUUCUUCACCUUUGGCCUGGUCUGACCACAUGAGCAAUUAAAACACAUCCAUGAUCCUUGAUGUUUUUUUUCCUGGUUCUAGUCCUGUAACCUGCAGUUCUCCAUAUCACGUUUGAAUCCAAUUCCCAUCAUCCCCAGCAUGACCACUUGUCAGGGAUGAUUGGAUUUGGGAGUCAAACAACAUCUGAAAGGCCACAGUUUAGUCCUGUAAACCCUGUUCUGAAUUUUGGUGGUCCUAACACACACAAAAAUUCCCACCCUGUGGUUUAAUUAAAAUAUAUAAGGGACCAGUGUGUGUGUGUGUGAUAAAGUGGAUCUAAUAUGGAAAAUGAUUGGACAUUAGUACCAUAUUCAAUUUUUGAAGAGAGCAGGUAUUGCUUAAGACUCACGAGGGAAAUAUUUUUUUUUAUUUCUAAUGCCUUAAUGAAUCUUCAUGAAGCUGGAGAGAAUGCUGUCUUUUUUGAUGCAUUAAAGACAUGCUGAUAAUUCAACAUGUUUUCCAGUCAGUUUUUUACAUCAGCAGGAUUUUGUGUCUCAAUAACUUUUUCCCUUUAGGUAAACAAUGAAGUUCAAAGGUACCCAAAGAACUAACAGUUAGUUUCUCUUUGAAAUACAGGGCCCUUUCAGGAAACAAGAGGUAGAACAAAAUGCAAAACCAGCGCUACUUUUACCAUUGUAACUGGCUGUAGCAAUGGAUAGUAGAUACAGAUAUGUAAUACUACUUUCCUUUUAGUCUACACAGUCCCAGGAAGAAUUUAAGCUAGAGGAUCUGAAGAAACUAGAACCAAGUAAGUAUCUUUUAAUUUCAAGAAUAAUUUAAAAGCAGUGUCAGUGUGGGAUGGUGUUCAGUCAGCCGUGCUAUUGUGGUAUUCUGGUUUCCUUUACUAUGCAUCACAAAGAACAGCUUGGAGGGCCCACAAGAUGGUCUUGGUUUUUAUAUCUAGGUGCUCGGGCACCUGAUUGCUAUGAAUGUAUUCCAUACAGUUCUAUAAAGUUUCUGUUGGUAAGGAGCUAGGAGCUGAUUGGUUUUCUCCAGGAAAAUAAUCUUCCAAGCAUGCUGUUCCGUCAGGCAAGUGAUGAAGCAACUUUCUAGACCAGAAUUUCAUAAAAUGAAUGCUGUGAAAAAGGUUGUUAAUGCAUCAUGAGAAAUUAAUUAAACAAGAAGUUACCUUUGAAAUGAAAAUAUCGGCACAGAUUUCCACUGCACCUGUGCAUGAUUCACUGGCUAUUUACCCUUCCAGCACAAUCGGAUUCUGCUUGGAGGAGGAGGAUGUGUAUGGAUCAUUCAGUCACUGUUGAUGUAAAGAUAGAUUAUCCCUCCUCUGAGACAGCUGCCCAUUAUGUGCCUACGUGAGCCACUCACAAUGCAUGUCCAGAACAGUGACUAUUGCAGAUACAUAAUGGGUUUUAGUCAAGAAAUGUCUACGCGGUGUAGACUCAUUGAAACGAAUGGCCAUGAUUAACCUAGGUCCAUUAAUUUAAUAUUUCUACUCUGAGCAGAAGUAAGUUGAAUACAAACCAGUGCGCAGGUUCCACUUUGGCAGGUAGCUUUCUUUGAUCCAAAGGGUUUAUUUUAAUGUAAGGUAUUGACUGAUCAGGCCAAUGGUCCGUCUAGUCCAGGCAUAGGCAAACUCGGCCCUCCAGAUGUUUUGGGACUACAACUCCCAUCAUCCCUGGCCACUGGUCCUGUUAGCUAGGGAUGAUGGGAGUUCUAGUCCCAAAACAUCUGGAGGGCUGAGUUUGCCUAUGCCUGGUCUAGUCCAACAUCUUGUUCUCAGAAUUGCCAACCAGAUGCCCAUGGGAAACCUGCAAGCACUCUACCCUCCAGUGGUUUCUGGCAAUUGGUAUUUAGAGGCCUACUGCCUCUGACCAUGUGUAGCCACCAUGCCUAGUAGGCUUUGAUAACCACCAACUUGGAUGGCUUUAAAAGGAAGUUAUGCAAUUCAUGGAGGGUAGGGCUUUCACAGCCUCCUAUGUGAUUGAACUACCCUGGAACUUUUUUAAAUAAAGGAUGACAUGUGAGUAUUUUAAAUAAAUCAAUAUAAGCAAACAUCAUGAGUGAAGCAUUCCAUUGUACUUUUAACCUUCUUGUGAACUUUUGACCCUCCUAUGCAGGAGAGAGCUGCGAGAGCAAGUAUUUUACAACCCAAAUUUUCUAACCAAUACCUAAAUGUAGCAUGAUUGAAAAUCCUAUUUCUUCACACAUGGAAAGCUUGAAAACAGUAGUGUCAUAUUUUGAUUUGGGCAAAGGGGACUGAAUUGAUGUUGCUCUGAACCUGGUACUUACUUUUUUCUCCACUCGUAACUCUUAAGGACACGAUCCUAUGCAAGUCUGAACCCCUCUUUGCUCAUUUUGGUUUAUUCCCAGGAGCGUGUACAUAACACUGCAGCCUUAGUCUCUAGUGUGCUUUUUCACAAAAGGGAGAGGUGCCCUGAAUUUUUCCGUUCUUGAACAGGAGAGUGGUGAAAUUGGAUUCUUCUGUAGUAAAGCGUUGAAAGCAAAGUGCUUUCCUUAACUUCUCAGUGUGUUGGGUAAAUCACAGGUAAACCAUUAAAAACAAAGAGCCUGUAUGUGUAAACAGUGUAGCUGUAAAUCCAAAAUCACAAUAUGAAACAUUACUUUGAAAUGAAAGGUCUUGUCCAUCUGUAACCAGGGCCACGAUUAAUUGUACUUCAUGAAGUUCAGCAACCUUAUAGAACUUCCUCAUAUUAUCAGGACUGGAUAUUCCAUCUUAUUCUGGAGAAGAGUCCUAUGUAUACAAUGUCUUAUUCUCUCCCCCCCACCCCCUUUAAUUUACAUGAUGGUAGUAGAUAUUGCUCUAUUAAAUAAAUACAUACUGUGUGUCAUUGUGUGGGAACAAAUCAUAAAAGUACCAUCACUAAUUCUUCAUACUAUUUCCGAGAGAUUAUUGUCUGAGCAUUACUAGGAAUGAAAGGAAACACUAUUGGUUCUCAGUGUUUGCAAGUUGCUAUUUUUUCUGAGAAGAGAGCAAGCUAUUUCAACAUGAAAAGACAGAAAGUAUGGCUCUCACAGUGACAUUGAUUUAAAAUACGAUUGUAAUUUUUCUCACCAUGCAUUUGACCCUUUUUCUUUCAUUCUUUGCUUUUCUUGCAUGAAUUAGGUUGUAGGAAAUGCUACUUACUUAAAAUUCAGAAUUUGGGAGGGGGGGGGUGUCUGUGAAAAUGACAAUUACAGUGACCCUGUUGUUAUAUUGUAUGUAAGGAACCACUGUUUCUUUCAGGUGUCUUCUGGGAGGGCACAAGAAUGAAACCCUCUGCCUGUUUAUUUCAUUUAUACACUAAUUAGGUUUUUUGAUAGUUGAUGGUGACUGUCUGUCUUCCCUUACAGUCUUAAAGAAUAUUCUUUCCUAUAAUAAAGAAUUCCCCUUUGAUGUUCAGCCUGUUCCGCCAAGGUAAGCAACCAAUAAAUUAGAAGUAUAUAUGGAGAGGGCUUUAGGAAGCUAUACCAGAGAUUGGAGUAUAGUGUCUAACAGGGAAUUGUUAUAGGUCAAUUCUAACUUCCUACCCUCUGGAAGGCUACGGAUAUUCCUCAAGCCAUACUGUUCAUUGCAGGCACAUUGAUCUGAAAAUAAUUGAGUGAUGAAGGUGCAUAAUCACCCCUCAGUUGUGGUGUGUGUGUUUUUAAAGGAAGAUCUUAGCACCUGGUGAAGAGGAAGAUUUGGAAUUUGAAGAAGAUGAGGAGGAGGGUGGAGCUGGAGCAGGAUCUCCAGACGCGUUUCCUGCCAGAAUUCCAGGUAGUAGGGGCAUCAUUUUCUUCAAAUGUCAUUUACUAGGAUGAGGGUGAUGAUGUGGGAGUUAAGAUUUGUUGCAGAAGUGUUUAGGUGCACACUUGGAUGGUCAUUAGCUAAUGGAUGGAUACCAGUUGGUACAUCUUCUGUACCAGUCUGUGCAUAGAAGCUUUGCUAAAGUUCUUUUCACAUAGUUUACAUAUAGUAAUAAACUAUUGGUUACUAGUUGGAUAUGAGAUAGGUUUGCUAAUUUUGGAGAAUUCUUUAUACUAGGCCAAAAAGGGGAAACAUUUUACAGAUGUCAACAAGGUAUCUGCUUUUCUUCAGCAGCUAAGUUACUGUAUUUAUUGUAGGAAUUUAUAUUCCGCCCUUCGAGUAAAUUCCUAGGGUGGCUUACAAUGCAAAAUAAAAGAUCCUAUAAAAACACUACCCCAGAGGCUGCUGGAUCCAAUGGGUUUCCAGAUGGCUCUGGAGGAUUUUCUGGCUGAUAUGACUGGCGCUCCUGUCAAAGCCCUGGCUGACCUCUGGAACAUCCAAAGGCUCAUGCCAUUGACACGAUCAGCCUGAAUGCUGUCUCCCGCUUUGUAGAGCCCAUUUGGCUCCCUGGUAUAUUUCAGAGGAAACAAGCUGGGAUACGGCUCAAACAUGAGUGGAGGAAAAUUGCAAUUGAAUGCAAUCGAACACUGGUGAGGGCUCCUCAUCAAGCCUACCUAGUGGCAGUGAAGGCAGUAAAGAGGGCAAACUUUGCUGCCUCCAUUGCACCCUCAUUGUGCUGUCCAGCAGAACUUUUCUGGGUAGUGCGGGGCCUUUUAUAGUCUGUUCUAAAAGAGAUGAUAGAACCAACAGUAGCUCGCUGUGACUUAUUUGCAAAGCAUUUUGAGUAUAAAAUCACUUGCAUCCAUUGGGAUCUUGACUCCACUCCUAUAGCUGAUGAAUCUCUAGAGGUGUGCAGGGCACCUGAUAGUUGUGCUUCCUGUUCCCUGGCAAAUUGCCAUGUCCGAAAUGGCUGUUAGACCACCAGCACUCACUUUCAUUUUUGUUUUCUAUGUCUGGACAAAAUUUGUAGGUAGAUAUGUGUAAACAUAAUGUUGAAAUACUUUUUACAGAAGGGCUUAAAUGUGAAAGGCUUAAGGUGACUCAUGCAACCUAGAUUUCGGGAGGCAUUUUAUACUGCUAUUCUCAAUCAGCUGCUUUGCUGAAUUUGUACUGUUCAUUGUACUUGCUUUGCCUGUACAAUCUGCUUGUUUCCAUGGAUCCCCUAUUGCAUUAUUGUGCUGCCUAACUGUACGUGGUCUUGUCUUCUACAUGCAUGGCUCCAUCGUGUAACCAUAUACUACAUAAUUCAUCUAACACAGGAGCCAAUGAAGGUAUGAUAAUAUCUUAAUGUGAGCAGCUAUUAAUUGUGAAUGUGUUCGUAUUGGCCAGAGCACUGGCCUUGUGCUUUCACUUGGAUGUGAAAACUCUUGUAUGUAAAAUCAUCCUGCCCACAGCAACAAAUGCUAGAUGUUGCAGAGCUCUUUGCCCAUGCCACCACACAAUUAAACCCAAAGUCAGAACAUCUCCAAGUGUCCAUAUUGCUUUAUAUGACCAAGGUCACAUGAAGAAAGUAAUUCCACUUUGGGGGUGGCGGCAGGGGGAGGUUGUAAUUUGAAGAGUAGAUCCUGCAGAUUAAUACCUGGUACUAUCUCUUUCAAAAGGAGGAAAUUUAUGCUGAUAGUUAUUUCUGAACUCAAACAUAUAAUAAUAUUCAUUGGUUACCUUUGAUCAGACCUUUGUGAAACUCUCCUUGCCAGUUGCUGUUUUGUUAGUAUCCUUUAUCUAAGGUGACUCAAAUGUAGAUUUGUACUUAUAUAUACACAGGUUUAUCACCAUAUAGAGCUGCGAGUACAGUUGUUAAUUGGCCCUGAGCCGCCAUUUUGCAUCUGGCUCUGCCAUUUCCCUGAUCCACUAUUUUACACCUGGUUCCAAUUACUGGAUCUCAGAGUUCCAGUUAAACAGCAAUGAAGUUGACCUCAGAGCUGACCUCAACCCCCUGAAGUCUGCCCACCUCAAUUGAAUCGAGGUCUUUGGGUACAGAGGUGAAUCUUUUGUCUUCCCACAAUGGGUGUAUCUGUUCGGUGCUUAUUUGGGGGAUUAGAUGUACUAAUAUAAUAUAUCUGAUCCUUGUAAUCCAAGUGUACUGGAUUACUGGUGGCUGGUACCUUGCUUCCCCAUAUGGUGAACUUUGAAAAGGACCUGCAGACUUCUAACUCAUGAGACUUGCUGCCAGAUCCAAAUGAAUAGCUGUUUGUUUGUGGCUCAAGGUGGUCCUUUGACAUUAGGCAGCCCCGUUUUUCCUUGAAUACAGUCAGUGGAUUGAAUCCUCCAGGUUCAGAAUGUAGAUAAAAACAGUGGUAGAAACUGUGCUGAAGGGCUAUAAUUCUGUUUCUUUAACACCCCCUUGUGUUGUUUUCUUGCCAGGUACAUUAUUACCCAGAUUGCCAUCUGAACCCGGGAUGACGUUGCUUACUCUCAAAAUAGAGAAAAUUGGUCUUAAAGAUGCUGGGCAGUGCAUCGAUCCCUAUAUCACAGUUAGUGUGAAAGGUAGUUGUUGUGUUAGUUGCGUUGGCGAGGCAAUUAAGUCAAGCUUUGUUCCUUUGACACUUCUGAUCUACUCCCGGCUGCCAGCAGACUUGGCAGUAAUUGCUUAAGACUCCCACAGCAAGCAUGUAGUUUUCCCCCUCAACAUGUACACAUUUUCUGACUCAAUCAGUGUUUAUGAAGGGCUGAAAAAUGACACAUUUGUGUCAUGCCAAUACCCCAAGAUACUGGUUUUGAGAGGCAUCCUGCAUCUGUUAGGAGUUGUGCAUUAUCCAGACUUCUUCCAAGUCCUCAACAUCGUAGCUCCUCUUUUCACUUUGAAAUGAAUGCUCACUUUCAAGUCAUAAGUGUUUGAAUCUUUCUUGGCUUUUAACAUUCAGCAAGUCAUGACAGAUUUCUGUUAGAUUAACUUCUUCUGACGAUGAAAGUGUGUUCAAAUAUAUAAAAGCCUUGUCUACCUUUGUAUCAUUCUGUUUCUUAAAAAAUGCUAAUAACAAAGUGUUCCUAAAAGAAUAAAUAGAGCAACAUAUUUUGUGGAUUUCUUGAAAAUCUUCAAGCGACAUUUGAGGUGUGAAAGUAUUGAGCCUUAUCAAAAAAAAGGUGGAUUAUAUGUUUGGAAAGUGCCCUUCACAGAAUUGAAGUUAUGUUAUGCCUGCUGUUACUGUUACUGGUGGGUGAUAGUUUACUGGACAAUAUCCUGCAAUAUACACUGCAAAUGCAUUCAGAUCUAACAUGUCAGAUUUUCUGUACCAAAAUCACCCUUGGAUAGGAAAUAACAUAUACCUUGAGCAUACUACUAGGGAGGGUGAUAUCCUAGUUAUGCAGUGGCCUCACCUGCAACCACCACAUUGUAUUUUCAGUGCCAGGUGAAAAUAUUUGUAUUUAUCCAGGCCUUUUAAACUACUUGAGUUUUUUUAAACAUGAAAUUCGAGUCUUAAUCUGCAAGAAAGGAAAUGAUUAAUGCUGUUUUUAUUUUGUGAGCUUCCAAGAACAUACACUAUAAGAAAAUAUAUUUUACCGAGUAGCCAUACAAACAUAAUGAACAACACUGCAGUUCUGCUUACAGAAAUGUUUUUGAUCCAGUGGAGAUGUCUGCUAAUGUUAGAAAAGUGGCAUUCUUUAACCAAUUCCCCUUCAGUCUAGACCACCCUCCAUGCUGUAUUGGAGGGUCCUUCAGCUAUCUGGAGCAGAAGGCGGGGUGCAGGGUACUGCAACAAGGAGUAGAAAAAACCGUCUUCCCUUUUUUUUUAUGUUAGUCAAUGCUUCUGCUGAAUUAAAAGGAUUCCUUAAGCAGAAUGGCAACAUUGGAUUUCACACUGAAUAAAUAUGUUGUCAUAUUCAUGUGUUUCUCUUGCAACAAGUGAUGCACAAUGAGAAUUCCUAAUAGGUGUGAUACGUCAGUUCCUUGUGGUAUUAUGUACACAAUUUUGGAUUGGACGUGAUAGUCAUGUAAGAUACUCGCCUUGUCUAAAGGUGAUUCUUGUGCUGUUCCCAAAAACAAAUGCUUUUUUCACUAGUAACAUGUAUAAUUCUGUUGUUACAUUUUCAGAAAUGGAGGCAUCUAAAAUUUAAUGCAGUGGUCCUUGUAUUUUUCUAAGAAUUGAAACAGCUCUCUCUCCUGAUAAAAACAUCAUGUUUUGCCUCCUAACAGAUUUGAAUGGGAUAGACUUGACCCCUGUGCAGGACACACCAGUUGCUUCAAGGAAGGAGGACACAUACGUUCAUUUUAAUGUGGACAUCGAGAUUCAGAAACAUGUUGAAAAAUUAACAAAAGGUUUGUUGCAUUGAAAUAGGACCAGCUGAUCAAAGCUGAAUUUAGAACCACUUCAGAAGUCAAAAAUCUAGGGUGGGGAGGAAGAACAUUUCCAUGUUUUGCUUUUGUGACAGAUGGACAACAGUAUUUCUAAUAAUUGCUCAGUACCUUUUAUAACGUAAAGCAAAAAAUGUUGUUUAAUGGGAGGCAGCUUUGUGCCAAACCUAUAAAAAGAAGCACUCUGCCAUGUAACAUGCACUGUGUUGCUACAGCUCUGCGUCAUCUCUACAUUGCUCAGUUGAGUCGUGGGUUCAAGCCCCACAUUGGGCAAAAGAUUCCUGCAUUGCAGGGAGUUGGACGAGAUUACGCUCAUGGUCCCUUCCAACUCUACAAUUCUAUGAGUCUAUGUGGUUGGGGGUCUUCACCCUCUGUAUCCUAGAUUCCUCCCUUCAAGGAAUGAUUCUUUUCCCCUCUGUUCAGGUGCAGCUAUUUUCUUUGAAUUUAAACACUAUAAGCCUAAGAAAAGGUUCACCAGCACCAAGUGCUUUGCCUUCAUGGAGAUGGAUGAAAUUAAACCUGGACCAAUUGUUAUAGAACUGUAAGUGACCUUGGGCACAUCCUGUACACUCGGAUCCUACCAAUUGCUUGCAUGUUGAAGAACAUAACUACUUGUGCUAUGCUGGAUUGGCAAUUGCUGCUCAAAGUCUGCUAGACUGAUAAAGAUGCUGAGCAUCCUCUGUCAAAGUAUUAAAACUUUUAGUAGGUAAGAUAGCAGGAGUGAUAAUCAAAACCUAAUACAUCUUGACAUGGGAUGCUGCAGCGCACAGAGGCAGGUUCAUCGUAACUUUGUGCAUGCACAUGUCCUAAGGAUCAUUAAACUGAAGAGUCUGACAGUUCUUUAUGUCAUUAUAGGUACAAAAAACCCACUGACUUCAAGAGGAAGAAACUCCAAUUGUUGACCAAGAAGCCACUUUAUCUUCACCUCCAUCAAACACUGCACAAAGAGUGACUUUUGUGAACUGAACCACUUGCCACAAAACCAUAGCAGCUGCCUUAUGUAGCACUCAUCCUUCAGGACGCAGGGGAAAUGGCUGCAUUUUACCCAGCAAGUCAAAUGGGACCAUCACCUGCCGCACAUCAAGUGGAUCAGCAGCCAAGCCCUGCCACCUAGGUGCAGUUUUCUUUGGAAUGUAUAUUUUUAUCACAGAUGUUCCAAAGCGUGUUGUGAAUUUUCCUAAUUGGGCUGGUUGUAAGAGUUCAGUUUUGUAAUUUGGUUUCUACACCCAUAUAAGAACACCCCAGUUAAGGCGGUUGGGAAUUCCUCAUCCGCCAGACCUGAUACAGCAAUAAAGAUGUGCCAGUAUCAACAAAAUUAUUAUCGUGGUGGUUGCUGCAACUCUUCAAGUAUGCAUCUCUCUCUAGUCAAUGGAUUGAUUUUAUGAAGGUGACCCCCCACAAAAAAGCACUUGAAUUUACUUGAUACAAAAAGAUACUUGGUCAUGAGUAAGACUCCAAAGUAGGAUGCUGCGCCCUUGAAUCAUGGUGCUUCAGAAUUCCUGAAAAUAAAUAGGUAAUUUACACUUGCUAAAGCAAAUUAGGAAUAAUUUGCUGAUCACAAGAAAGGCUGCUUGAGAUUAUAUAUAUAUAUAUAUAUAUAUAUAUAUAUAUAUUCAGCUGGUUUGCCUACUGACUUGAAUUUUCUACAUUGAUCAUUAAAGGAAAUUAAGCCACCC